Messenger RNA from Drosophila novamexicana, 830 nucleotides. Its product is annotated as coiled-coil-helix-coiled-coil-helix domain-containing protein 10, mitochondrial-like. The coding region runs from base 150 to 632 and encodes 160 amino acids. Lineage: Eukaryota; Metazoa; Arthropoda; Insecta; Diptera; Drosophilidae. The transcript has a single exon. Gene Ontology annotation, biological process: mitochondrion organization. The record is from RefSeq and is a predicted model, not a curated record. Gene Ontology annotation, cellular component: mitochondrion; nucleus.
AAUUCAGUUUGUGCUACAUUCGAAAGUUUGCUUACACAAAACUAGAUUCAAAAUUAUCUCUAAGAUCGGCAGAUAACAGAAACAAAAUUUGCUCAGAUUUUUAUCUGCUUGCCCAGAUACAUACUUCAUAAUUCUCAGCUUGGACGAAGAUGCCGCGUCAACGCUCGGGUGGUGCCACAUCCAAGUCUUCAGCCAGAAGCAGCAGCAGCAGCAGUCGCAGCGGUUUCACUCCGUUUACUGGCGCCUCUAACAGCAGAAAUCUGCCAGCUGUGCAGCCCAAAAAGGAGAACAAGCCGGAUCCAGCACCAGCUCCUGCUGCAGCUCCCAGCUCCGGGCGUUCCACAAGCGAUGUGAUGAAGGAUAUGGCAGCCACGGCGGCUGGUGUAGCCGUUGGCUCUGCUGUGGGUCAUGCCGUGGGCGCUGGAAUAACUGGUGCAUUUAGUGGACGUGGCCAGGCGGCAACUGAGCAGCCGGCAGCACAGAGCAAACCACGCAGCGAACUGGUGGAGGAGGGUCCUUGUGCCGCCGAGAUCCGCCAGUUCCUCAAGUGCAGCGAGGAGAACAGCGAUCUGACCGUCUGUCAGGACUUUAAUGAGGCUAUGAAAAGAUGUCGCCAACGCUACAAUAUUUAAGUUUUUGAAUGGCAUGGACAAUUGAUAGGGAGGUAUAGAAAGAGAGGGGAAGAUUAGGAAGGAAGAUUCGCUUUAAAUAAUUCUAAAUUUUGCAAAUAUUUCAAGGUUGCCAAUCAAUUAAACAAUGUUUUGGGGUUAUAACAAAAAUUUGUUUGUAUUCAAAAUAUGAGGUUCUAUAAAGGGGACAAAAAAAAUGGA